GGAUGCACUUUCACCUUGUUGUGUGUGGGCGGUGGGCGGAGGUCGUCGCGUCUUCGUCGUCGGUAGUCCUUUCGCGGGUGUUUUUCUACGGUUGAAAACAGAUUGAGCCGGCAUCCUGCUGCGAAAAUUCGAUUUAAUCGGCACGUAAUUGUAAGUACGGCUAGAUUGGGUGCUGUAUCUGUGCGUUGCACCGCAGUGAAUCGAAACGGUGAGUUUUCGUCAACCUAUGGACGCCAUGUCCGAAAAGUUCCCGGUGAAACUGUGCCGUGAAAUUCACGACCCGAGCAAUCCGCUCGUUUUUCUGGACGUGAGAAUCGGCGAUGAGCGAGUGGGACGAAUUGUGAUUGAAUUGCGAGCGGAUGUGGUGCCGAAAACGGCUGAGAACUUCCGAGCUAUUUGCACUGGGGAAAAAGGCACGUCCGCGACGACUGGAACACGGUUGCACUAUAAGGGCAUUCCAUUUCACAAGGUGAAAUCGUUGUUUAUGUCUCAAUCGGGGGAUAUUGCCCAUCGAAACGGAUCCGGCGGAGAGAGCAUCUAUGGGAAGACAUUCGAUGAUGAGAAUUUCACUCUGAAGCAUGAGGAUGGAGCGGUUAGCAUGGCAAAUUUUGGCAAACCCAACACUAACAACUCGCAGUUUUUCAUCACGUCCGGGGAGUGUCCGCACCUGAAUGGGACUCACGUGGUGGUAGGCUACGUGAUCCGAGGAAUUGGAGUUAUUGGCGAAAUGGAGAAAUAUGCUUCGGAUGAGGGACUACCGACCAAGGAGAUCGUAAUUGCGGACUGUGGCCAGAUUGCUCCGGGAGAGGAUUGGGGUGUCAAUGACUGUGAUGAGACCGCGGACAAGCUUCCUCCGUUUCCGAAGGAUUGGUACAGAUUCGAGGAUAAUUUCACGAUCUCGGAAAUGUUGGGCCAUUUGGAUUCCAUUAAGGUAGCAGGCAAUCAUUUCUUCAAGGAGAAACAAUGGGUUGAAGCGUGCCGUCGCUACAAGAAAGCCGAGCGUUACUUUAACUUUUUCAACAACAAAAUUCGCACCAUCGAAGAUCGCAUCAAACUCGAACAGUUCCAGUUGAUGAACAGUCUCAACCUGGCCGCGUCGCUUCUCAAAUUGGAAGACUAUGAAAACGUCUUGUUCGCAUGCAACUUAGCGCUCGGAUUGGAUCCGACAAACACCAAGGCGCUUUUCCGGAGGGGCCAAGCGCACCAUAAAUUGAAGAACUACGAACUGGCCAUAGCGGACCUGAGCCAAGCGUUGCAGCAGAUUCCCAGCGAUAAGUUGAUCCAGGGUGAACUGAGCCAAGCGAAGGCCAAACUUGGCGACUACCGAGCCCAGCAGAGAAUCGCUCUUACAAAGUACUUCAACUGAAGUAUGAUCGUAUGAAUAUUUUAUGUGUUGGUCGUUUUAGAUGGUAUACUCUUUAUAUAUUUACAAGCUGUGCUGUGAAAAGUUUGGUGUUUUCGAAGACAAAUAAACUACGAAUCGUUUAAUUUCAAA
This is a messenger RNA of Aedes albopictus (Asian tiger mosquito), 1495 nucleotides long. It is a transcript of the gene Cyp40, whose product is annotated as peptidyl-prolyl cis-trans isomerase D. The coding region runs from base 227 to 1366 and encodes 379 amino acids. The transcript is spliced from 4 exons. NCBI's taxonomy places the organism in Eukaryota, Metazoa, Arthropoda, Insecta, Diptera, Culicidae. Gene Ontology annotation, biological process: protein peptidyl-prolyl isomerization. The record is from RefSeq and is a predicted model, not a curated record. Gene Ontology annotation, molecular function: peptidyl-prolyl cis-trans isomerase activity; protein binding.